This is a messenger RNA of Silurus meridionalis, 599 nucleotides long. It is a transcript of the gene rbp2a, whose product is annotated as retinol binding protein 2a, cellular. NCBI's taxonomy places the organism in Eukaryota, Metazoa, Chordata, Actinopteri, Siluriformes, Siluridae. The record is from RefSeq and is a predicted model, not a curated record. Gene Ontology annotation, molecular function: fatty acid binding. Gene Ontology annotation, cellular component: cytosol; nucleus. Gene Ontology annotation, biological process: fatty acid transport. The transcript has 4 exons. Bases 93 to 500 code for a protein of 135 amino acids.
CUAAAUAUAAAAGAGCCAGACUUGGAUAUACUCGGUCUUAAAUCUUUUCUUACCCCACUUACACGUCACACAGCCUCACUCACAACACCGUAAUGCCUGCUGACUAUAAUGGAAGAUGGGAGAUGGUGCGCAAUGAGAACUUUGAAGAAUUUAUGAAGGCUUUGGACAUAGACUUUGCCACACGCAAGAUUGCAGCACACCUCACACAAACAAAGGUUAUUGUGCAAAAUGGGGAUAAAUUUGAGACCAAAACUCUGAGCACAUUCAGAAAUUAUGAGGUGAACUUUGUUGUUGGAGAGGAGUUUGAGGAGCACACUAAGGGCCUGGACAACAGAGUGGUCAAGACACUUGUCACCUGGGACGGGGAUAAACUUGUGUGUGUGCAAAAAGGGGAGAAAGAGAAUCGGGGCUGGACGCACUGGAUCGAAGGAGACCUGCUGCAUCUGGAGAUCACCUGCCAGGACAAAGUCUGCCAUCAGGUCUUUAAGAAGAAGCAGUAGCUCUCCCGCGUGUCACCUAUAACACGCAUGUGUGCAUUUAAAGUUGUACAUAUGUACUUUGCAAUGUGAUUCUAAUAAACAGUUUUUACAGUGUUUUAA